AACAUCACUGGGAGAUAUAAGAACAGAAUUGAGACAACCGCUGCCGUGCGGGGUGUGCUUUACAUAAAACAGAAGAAGUUCAACGAUAAACUCACGUACACAUGCCGCGUGAUACAGAAAGGAAACAGGCCUCCGUGUGAUUACACGAUCACAGUCAGAUCUUCAGCAAAUUGCUUGUCCACGACUGUUGGGAAAAGAAUCGACCUGAGCCGUGCGAUUCAUGAAAAAUGUUCAGAGAAAGACGUGGAAGACAUAACAUGGUACAGGAUCCUUCAGGGUGGUGGAAAGGAAAAAAUUGCGCACUGCAGUCCAUCCAGGGUUUCGUGCUUGCUCAUCAAUUGCACAAGAUCGUGCCCGGAGUAUCUAAGAAGGCUGAAGACGAAUGGAUUAUCAGUCAUCUUGACAAAUGUUACGCCUAAUGACCGUGGUUUGAAAUUCCAGUGCGAGGUACAUCCAGGAAUCCACGGGACACGUCAAGCUUAUACCAUUAAGAUCAAAGAGGUCGCUGUACCCCGAGAAGGUACACCAACCAGAACCCCAGAAGUAAUCACAGGAGGGUCUUUACAAGAAGAUGAAAGCAACAGGACAAAACACCGACCCACCAUCCCGCCUAACGUCACGCCAGUAACCUUAAAAUUGACAAAAACACUUUUAUUUCUGUGCUUAAUGUCGGAAAUUUUUACUUUCCCUGGAUAGUAUAUGUAUGGAAGGUGAAUAUACUGCAACAUUUUCGACUUGAAACUGUUGGAUAGAUCUGAUCAAAGGUUCCGUCUUAUCAAGGCACCAGGUGUGGUUAAGGAAUACUCGCUACAGAUUGAAGGGUCCACAAACGAGCCUUUCAACCUGGGAAGUGGAGUUCUUUUGAUCACCAAGAUGUUAUUAUAUGAUGGAACUGCUGUCCAACAAGUAUUUCAUUUUGUUUCGUGUCACAAUUCUACGAAUACAAAUCUUAUGCAGCUUCUUCGCUCACGAACAAUUAUUCACGAACAAUUACUUGCCUGUCGCCAGCCAUAUAAAGAAGAAUUUUGGAUAUUCAGUCCGAAAUAAUUCUUGCCAGAAGAGCGCUAUAUUCUUCUUUUUGAGCAUUAAGACGAAAUCGACUGAGGUCUCGAGUAAUGAAGGGACAAAAAGAGGCCCCGUAGGCAGUCUUUAUCAGUUUCUUUUGACUAGAACAUACCGUCAACUUUUGCGUGGCCUGCAGGUUUUUAAUAAUAAAAAUAUAAACAUUUCUUUAUAAAAUGGAAGUGUUUUCCGCCUUUCAAGGCAAGUAUUUGUAUCAGA
Molecule: messenger RNA, 1281 nt
Organism: Pocillopora damicornis (cauliflower coral)
Lineage: Eukaryota; Metazoa; Cnidaria; Anthozoa; Scleractinia; Pocilloporidae
Source: RefSeq, a predicted model, not a curated record